GUGGGUUUUUGUUAUUUUUUUUUAUAGGACAGGGAAAGGGACAGUUUUCAAUGAAAGGCUACAGAGAGAGAGAGAGAGAGAGAGAGAGGGGAAUGAUGGUGGUGGGCAUAGUGUUUUUUUGAGUGAACAGAACCAGACCCACUUCAAAGUUGAGCUCUAGGGGUGCGUAGGAUAAGCAGAAAAGAGAAAAGCUUAAGCCUUUUAAGCGCUCUUUUUCUUUCUGUUUCUUCCUUUCUUUGUGUGCGCUUGGUAAAUAUUGGUUGUGAUUAAGCUCUAACCUCCACCAGGCUCGAACGAUAAGCGAGAGCUGCUUAAUUUGGACAUUCUUGGUUCUUUGGUGGGUUUGACUAAAGAUGGGUGGUGGCGGUGGUGGUGCGCAUUUUAGCAGAGGCAGAGGAUUGACGGUGUUUUUUUGCUUAUUGGGUCUUUUGUCAUUAACUCGCGCCGCUAGAUUAAGUGUCGAAAGACAGAAACUUGAGGUGCAAAAACACUUGAAUCGCUUGAACAAGCCAGCUGUUAAGAGCAUUGAGAGUCCAGAUGGGGAUAUAAUAGACUGUGUUCACAUGGCUCAUCAGCCCGCUUUUGAUCAUCCAUUCCUCAAAGACCACAAGAUUCAGAUGAGGCCUAGUUACCACCCAGAAGGGCUCUUUGAUGAGAAUAAGGUGGCCACAGAAUCAAAAGAAAGAACAAAUCCAAUCACUCAGUUGUGGCACAUGAAUGGUAAAUGCCCUGAGGGUACCAUACCCAUUAGAAGAACAAAGAAGGAUGAUGUUUUGCGUGCAAGCUCAGUGAAAAGGUAUGGCAGGAAGAAGCACAGAAGCAUCCCCAAGCCAAGGUCUGCAGAUCCUGAUCUCACUAAUGAAAGUGGCCACCAGCAUGCAAUAGCUUAUGUAGAAGGGGACAAGUAUUAUGGAGCAAAAGCAACCAUUAAUGUGUGGGAACCCAAAAUACAACAGCCUAAUGAAUUCAGCUUGUCUCAGCUAUGGAUAUUGGGAGGUUCAUUUGGUGAAGAUCUCAACAGUAUUGAAGCUGGCUGGCAGGUCAGUCCAGAUCUAUAUGGUGACAACAACACAAGGCUUUUCACAUACUGGACUAGUGAUGCGUAUCAAGCCACAGGAUGCUACAAUCUCCUUUGUUCAGGCUUUAUUCAGAUCAACAGUGAGAUAGCAAUGGGAGCAAGCAUCUCUCCUGUUUCUGGCUACCGCAAUUCCCAAUAUGAUAUCAGUAUUCUUGUCUGGAAGGAUCCGAAAGAGGGACACUGGUGGAUGCAAUUUGGUAAUGACUAUGUGUUGGGUUAUUGGCCAUCUUUCCUAUUCUCAUACUUAACAGACAGUGCUUCCAUGAUUGAGUGGGGAGGUGAGGUGGUGAACUCAGUGCCAAAUGGUCAACACACCUCAACUCAGAUGGGCAGUGGACAUUUCCCUGAAGAAGGGUUUGGGAAAGCAAGUUACUUCAGGAAUAUUCAAGUUGUUGAUGGUUCCAAUAAUCUCAAGGCACCUAAAGGAAUUGGCACCUUCACUGAGCAAUCUAAUUGCUAUGAUGUUCAAACUGGUAGCAAUGGUGACUGGGGCCAUUACUUUUAUUAUGGGGGCCCUGGCAGAAACUCCAAUUGCCCAUAAAGAGGAAAAUCUAUUUCACCUCAUAUAUAUAUAUAUAUAUAUAUAUAUUAAUCCUCUCCCUCUGUAUCAUUCAACCUGGUAAUGCCUCCCCUCCUUUGUACACCCUUUUUACUGUUAGGUUGGGUUAGUGAUGUGACCUAUUCUAGUGGGAAAUUUGGACUUGGUUCUUUUUUUAACCUAAAGUAUUCUGAUUCUCCAUGUAAGUGGUUGGGAAUAUGGCCAAAGUUUCUCAAAUCUAAAAGAAACAGGCCUUUGUUACUCUCUUUGUAUUCUAUUUGUUUGUUAACACCUUUUCUUGGAGUGGUUUGUGAAUGAAUGAAUGAAGACUCCAUUUUCUUCUU
Molecule: messenger RNA, 1960 nt
Organism: Hevea brasiliensis (rubber tree)
Lineage: Eukaryota; Viridiplantae; Streptophyta; Magnoliopsida; Malpighiales; Euphorbiaceae
Exons: 7
Coding region: 354-1619 (421 amino acids)
Source: RefSeq, a predicted model, not a curated record